AUGACACUUUACGUUCCAGCCGCGGCAAAAUCUAGUCAACAAGAAGUGGCUCGGUUUACACAGAUAGCAUCAAAUAAUAACGAUAAGGUGUCACAAUAUUCACUCUUUAUUCCAAGGAUCGAAUCGUUCUCAACGAUUUUAAACAUUCCAACUAUUCCAGCUACUCCCACGAUCCCAUCUGCAUUCAUUCCAACCAUACGCGUCGGUGCUACCAAAAUCGUUCCAACUGAGAUUACAACUGCCAUCCCAAUUAGUACCACCGCAAAUAUUCCAUUCACCAAUACUGUUAAAGCGACCACUUUAAAAUCAACUAUACAAACUAUGACCACGGCACCGGUCACAAUUCAACAAAAAACCCCUUCAAUAACUAAUACAGCUACCUCAUCUCAUUCAACUUAUAAUCAACUUCCUUCCAGUACUACCACUUCUAUUAGUA
This is a messenger RNA of Racocetra fulgida, 436 nucleotides long. Lineage: Eukaryota; Fungi; Glomeromycota; Glomeromycetes; Diversisporales; Gigasporaceae. The record is from the annotation of a GenBank genome assembly.